AUGUCAGCAAGAAAUCUAUUAGCUCAUCGUUCCUCAAGUUUGAUUUAUAAUGUAAACAAUAAUUCGGUCGAAGGUUAUAAUAGCGUUGUUGCUAAAUAUGUAGGUGGAAAGAGAAUAAACUUUUCUCAUAAAGGGUCAUAUCAAGCGAGGUGUACCGCGGCAGUGUUGUCAUAUAAUGCAGGGGCAACAUCUUUAAGUGUUUUACACAAAAAAAUUUGCAAUAAAAGUCCUGGUGUUUUUACCAAACGUUUUAUAAAUAGAAAACAGACGACGACAAUAUGUAAAACAAACAGAAAACUUACAUAUGAACCAAGUAGUAGACGAGUUACCAAAGUUAGCUUACCUGCAGAUAAAGACUAUGGCAAUUGUGAAGAAGAUAUUUGUAAAGAAUUGGAUAUGGAUGAAAAUGAUUACGAAAAACUUAAAUUAGAAUUUAUAACGAAUAAAAUUAUAAAAAAUAGUAAUGAAAUCAAAUUAAUUGAAGAAUCGACUAAACUUCAAUCAGAAUGUGAAUUAUGGCAUAAAGAAAGACGAAUUCGUUUAACCGCGUCAAACUUUGGAACCAUUUGUAAACUUCGACCGGCGACGUCUAGAGCUAAUACAAUUAAGUCAAUGUUGUAUAAAACAUUUUGCGGAAAUGAGCAUACAAGAUAUGGUAUUGAGUGCGAACCCUUUGCGAAGACAGAGUUUCAAAAACUAACAGGGCUUAAAAUUCAAGAAUCUGGCCUUUUCAUUUAUGAACAACUACCGUUUUUAGCAGCCAGUCCGGAUGGACUAUUAGAUGAUAACGGUAUAGUUGAAAUAAAAUGUCCAUCUACAAUUAAACAAUUAACUCCAAAAGAAGCUAUAGAAACUGGAAAAUUAAAAUUUGCAACUGUUGACAAUCAAGGAAAUCUACAGUUAAAAAAAAGUGACAAAUACUAUUUUCAAGUUAUGGGUCAAUUACAAAUAACUAAAAGAUUGUUUUGUUAUUUUAUAAUAUGGUCACCUAAAGGUAUAUUAUACCAAAAAAUUUUAAGAGAUGAUGAUUUUUUCGAAACCAAAAUGAAAACAUUGCUAGAAAAUUUUUAUUUCCAAGCGAUGUUGCCCGAGUUAAUAGACUCAAGAGCUGAUAGAAACCGUCGUUUACGUGACUAA
Macrosiphum euphorbiae (potato aphid) is the source of this 1137-nucleotide messenger RNA. The record is from the annotation of a GenBank genome assembly. Lineage: Eukaryota; Metazoa; Arthropoda; Insecta; Hemiptera; Aphididae.